AUGGAUCUACUACUCGCGGAGGAGGCCGGACGGGCCCUGGAUAUUGCUGAAAUCCUCAGCACCGUCAGGAAAUUUGACCAGGACCAUGUGCAGCCCAUUACCUUGGCCAUCACGGGACUGAAUGAUCUCAGCUGGGCGCUUCGAGAGCUCAACGACCAAAUUGACCUCGCUGGAAGUGCUGUCACCCGAUCUUUCGCGGACGACCUUGCACUUCUUCAAAACAGCAUCGCUUUCACACUGCAGGAUGUCUGGCACAUACUGGGCAAAAUUCCUCCCGAUGGGCCCAGGAUCGACUACCGCAAUGCCUGGAAAGAGGUUACACGGUAUUGUCACGGCAUGGGCCAACAGACCCUCGACAUGCGGUUGUCGACCUAUAAAUUGUUCACCUUUGGGUUAUGCAGGGUGUUGAAGAGACAAUCCUAUAGUCGACGACAAAUUGACGACCUCCGCCACGAGAUCAACGACCUGCAAUCGCUACAGCGCAGUAAUAGACGUUUGAUAGCGGCCACAGAGACAUUCGCAAACCUCUCUUUGGUGCCAGUCCAGCAGACAGUCAUACGACAACCCAAAUCACAAGUACGAGUGAGACCGAUGUCGCCUACAUCAUCACACGAUAGCUACGAAACCCUUCAGCACCAGGCGGUACCCAGUCCGCCGCCCUUGUCUCCUACCACCACCUUCUCCACGAUUAGCCAUGUGUCUAGCGCGGAUGCAGACAUUGGACAUUGGGCCACCACCAUCUUCAACGACCUUCCCACCACAAUGCUCGAAGAUGAUCCUGAAGUGUCGCGCUGCUUUGGAGACAGCGCAGGGAAAAGCCGAAGCCUGCCAGAUACUGAAUUCGAACGGAUCCUGCAGAUGAAAUACCCUGGUGGACUUCGAACCAAGUUUUACUGGCGGCCACGAGAUUACCGUUGCAAGAUCGUCUGUGAAUGGCCAGAUGGCCGUCGAGGCAUACGAUGGUCGUGCUUACCGCUCAAUGAAUUGCAUAUUCGGCGAGCUGGGCCGUUCCUCUAUCUUUGUCGUCCCACUGUCACUGCCCCAAGUACUUGCUGGACUAGUCUCAAGUUCACUUCGUAUGAGUGGCUGGUGAUUUUUCACUGUACCUUCCUCUCGCUCCGAUCCCAUGACAGCGCGACGCAUGUUGACAAUGCUCUUGACCAUUGUUUGAAAGGGGAGACCAGCAAUUUUGCCGGCGCAAUUCGGGAUAGCGGCUUCAAGCAUGCUUUGCGGCUGUAUCGGGACAAAGCAACGGAUGGGCUUCGACUUGAGGCGUCCGUCUUGGAGGGCGACAUGCAGCACUGCCCCAUCUGGACAGCAUUCAUUACGCACCACGUUACUUCUCCUACCUGGCUUCGACGGGCCAAGAACAGUUCUGUUGUUUACCUGGCCCAACUUCAGCGACAUGUUUUUUCUUCAAAAUAUACGCCUCACGUGGCGGCUAAUGGGGAACACUUUCUUGAUUUUGAGUUAAUCAGAGAUGCCGAGGACUUUGUGAAAACGAUCGAAGACUUUAGCGACGAGUACCGGGGUGUCAGAGCAACACCAUGAGCGACAACAAGGUCUUUUACGACUUGACGAUUGAAACGACCAAUGACGAGGACGACGGGGCGGAAAAAUGGUUAAUGAUUGAUCACAGCGUGGAGAGGCUUAGUCCUUGGAUACCCUUUGUGCGUUUCGUUCUUGACGUGUCUUCUCAGCUCCGUUUCUUGCUUGAAUUUUUGGAUGGUCGGUUUGGGCAGAGCGAGCGCUACAGACGUGAUUCGAUCAGACAGACGCUUCUCGAUGUCUUGGAUGGGCCUAGAAUUUUGGCGCCAGGUCCGGAAUUGACAACUAGGUUGUUGAUACUCAAAAGCUGCGCAAGAAGCCAUAAGCCACAUGAUGUAGAUUUCUCGGUCACCUCUCAGGCUGACGGGUAUCUACCUAGGUACCUGACCUUAGGUAGGUUACGAGAGUUGACGAGGUCGCCUGUUCGGGGCUGUCGUAGCCGGGCUCCCUGGAAGGCGAAUGCUUAUCGGUCAAGUGUCC
Molecule: messenger RNA, 2028 nt
Organism: Exophiala xenobiotica
Lineage: Eukaryota; Fungi; Ascomycota; Eurotiomycetes; Chaetothyriales; Herpotrichiellaceae
Exons: 9
Coding region: 1-1551 (516 amino acids)
Source: RefSeq, a predicted model, not a curated record